GUAAACGGAAGAUUUGGUCUAAAUUUCAGCUCCAAAUUUUGAUUGUUAUUUUUAUCGAUACACAUGGACAAAAUUAGCCUGACCGACUUGAGACUCGGAUCCUUCGGUCCCACACUGGACGAAAGCGUGUUUUACGGGAUAGAUUGUUUAUCCGGGUUAUUUUUCGGAAGCAAGCAUAAUAAUUUUUCCGAAGAAGAAUUCAAAUUGGCAGCGGUCGCGAGGAGCGAAAGUAAGAAAGCCGUUAGCGAUUUGAAUUUAUACAAACCAUGCCAUGAUGCGGACAUUAGCGGAUCUACCUCUGGCAGCUCUCCUGAAUCACAUGAGACCGUCGGUGCAUCUAAGGUUAUAAGUACUGUGGAGCUUGUGGAGUCAUUUGAAAAAGAUACCCUGAAUGAUUCGCCAAAAACGUCUAAUGAUUCGUUGAUGUUGCACAACACAGACGACGGUCCUAAUCCGUUUCAGGAAUGCAGAAGAUCAUCGGAACAAUCCCGAUUGGCAUACAUGGAAGUGGACCCGUGUUGCUUUACAGGGGAGAAUAUAAUUUCUGAAGCUGCCAAGGACAUGAUUAUGGAUUCAAAGAACUCCUCGAGGAGAUCGUCUAAGGAUAAAGAAAUGUCUAACAAGGAGCCGUCAUGCUAAUAAUAUUUACAAAAAAUCGUUUCAAUCGGUAGAAUUGAUAUGUAGUGUUACGAACCGUGUUCGAGAAAUACA
This is a messenger RNA of Topomyia yanbarensis, 711 nucleotides long. RefSeq lists its product as uncharacterized. The transcript is spliced from 2 exons. Bases 64 to 639 code for a protein of 191 amino acids. Lineage: Eukaryota; Metazoa; Arthropoda; Insecta; Diptera; Culicidae. The record is from RefSeq and is a predicted model, not a curated record.